Molecule: messenger RNA, 530 nt
Organism: Cydia amplana
Lineage: Eukaryota; Metazoa; Arthropoda; Insecta; Lepidoptera; Tortricidae
Product: pheromone-binding protein-like
Exons: 3
Coding region: 26-523 (165 amino acids)
Molecular function (GO): odorant binding
Source: RefSeq, a predicted model, not a curated record
GGAACUGUUUUAUAUUUACUUAUAGAUGUGUGGGCAAAAAGAAGUUUUGCUCCUGGCGUUCAUAUGCCUGAGUUUAGGCAAACUUGUGGACUCCUCUCAACAAGUGUUGACUGACAUGUCAACCAACUUCGGAAAGGCGUUGGACGUCUGUAAGAAAGAGCUAGACCUGCCGGACUCCAUCAUCGGUGACUUCAUAAACUUCUGGAAGGAGGACUACGAGCUCACGAACCGCCACACGGGCUGCGCCAUCAUGUGCUUGUCCAAAAAGCUGGAGAUUGUGGACCCUGACCUUCAGCUGCACCAUGGGAACGCGAAGGACUUUGCUAUGAAACAUGGGGCAGAUGAGCAACUAGCCAUGGACCUGGUGACCGUGAUCCACGAGUGCGAGAAGAGCCUCCAGCCCAAUGAAGACCAAUGCAUGAAGGUGCUCGAGUGGGCCAAGUGCUUCAAGGUGGAGAUCCACAAGAAAGGCAUGGCUCCGUCCAUGGACGUCGCUGUGGGAGAGGUGCUGGCUGAAGUAUAAAGGAAUU